AUGCCAGCUCCCACCGCGCGCCUGGAUAAACCAGAGGAGAACGAGGUUCUUGCCCCAGAGCCAGUCCAGAAUGAAGAAGAUAUCAUGAUAGAUAUGAGUGGUGCUCAGCCAGAGGAGCCAUCGGCACUACAGGCGCAGCCACAGGGCCAGGAAGACAAUGAAAUGGCCGUCGACGAGGAAGGACGACUGCGAUUCACACCUAUCAAAUCGUCCGGCGAUGCAUACAGAGUCGAAACUCGCAAAGUACCAAUCCCACCUCACCGCCUGACACCUCUCAAGGCCGAGUGGCCAAAGAUAUAUCCUCCAUUAGUCGAACACUUGAAGCUCCAAGUACGCAUGAACAUGAAGAACCGAGCAGUCGAGCUGCGCACAUCAAAACACACGACCGACACUGGAGCUCUCCAAAAGGGUGAGGAUUUCGUCAAGGCAUUUACUCUUGGGUUUGAUACCGAUGAUGCUAUUGCUCUGCUCCGACUGGACGACCUCUAUAUUGAGACGUUCGAGAUUAAGGAUGUCAAGACGCUUAACGGCGAGCAUUUGGGCAGAGCUAUUGGGCGGAUAGCAGGAAAAGACGGGAAGACAAAAUUUGCUAUUGAGAAUGCUAGCAGGACUAGAGUUGUACUCGCAGAUCAGAAGAUACACAUUCUUGGAGGAUUUAGAAAUAUCCAUGUCGCCAGAGAAGCGAUUGUUAGCUUGAUUUUGGGAAGCCCUCCGGGCAAGGUAUAUGGAAACCUGCGUACAGUUGCCUCACGAAUGAAGGAACGGUUUUAA
This is a messenger RNA of Nannizzia gypsea CBS 118893, 771 nucleotides long. Its product is annotated as pre-rRNA-processing protein PNO1. The coding region runs from base 1 to 771 and encodes 256 amino acids. NCBI's taxonomy places the organism in Eukaryota, Fungi, Ascomycota, Eurotiomycetes, Onygenales, Arthrodermataceae. The record is from RefSeq and is a predicted model, not a curated record. Gene Ontology annotation, molecular function: RNA binding. Gene Ontology annotation, cellular component: nucleolus. The transcript has 3 exons.